Prosopis cineraria is the source of this 1372-nucleotide messenger RNA. RefSeq lists its product as uncharacterized. The transcript is spliced from 3 exons. Gene Ontology annotation, molecular function: nitrite reductase [NAD(P)H] activity; 2 iron, 2 sulfur cluster binding. The record is from RefSeq and is a predicted model, not a curated record. Bases 98 to 979 code for a protein of 293 amino acids. NCBI's taxonomy places the organism in Eukaryota, Viridiplantae, Streptophyta, Magnoliopsida, Fabales, Fabaceae.
CUCUGAAGAAAGAUGUCAUGCAGAGCCUUAACUUUCUCUCUCAUCUUCCUUCUCCACUCACUCCUCUCUCCUCUUUCCCCACUCAAGCUCCACGUCCAUGGCCUCAGCCUCAGCCCCUUUCUCCCCUUCAUGUUCCAAAAUCCCAUCUCCCAAUUCCUCUCCUUCUCGCAAAUCCUUUCUUCUUUGCCCCUCAAUUCCAUCUUCCAACCACUGUUCUUCCUUCAAAUCAUCGUUAAAUCUCCAUUACCUGCACGCCAACUCUGUUCGGCGGCUUAGAUGUGAGGCGACUCAAGUUUCAGUGGCUGAAGAAUCUUCAGCAUCCGGAGGAGGAGGAGGUGGCGGUGGGAAUGAGAACUGGAUUCCGGUGGUGCCUCUUUCGGCUCUGCCGAGGGGGGAGAGGCGCGUGAUAAUUCAGGAGGGUGAGACGAUUCUGUUGCUGUGGUAUAAGAAUCAGGUGUACGCCAUUGAGAAUAGGUCCCCUGCUGAAGGUGCUUAUACUGAGGGUUUACUCAAUGCCAAGCUUACCCAGGAUGGUUGUAUAGUAUGCCCGACAACUGAUAGCACAUUUGAUCUACGGACCGGAGAGAUCAAGGAGUGGUAUCCAAAAAAUCCAGUACUGAGAGUUCUCACCCCUGCUUUGAGGACACUCUUUGUAUAUCCUGUGAAAACUGAUGAAGAGAACAUUUAUAUCAACAUGAGAGGAAUUGUAAAAUCUGAUGCUUCUACUGAGAUAGUUUUCAGCGGGAAGGCUCAACCUGGUUUAACGGCAUCUGAUGUCAAUGUUGAUGAGGUUAAAAUGGUGGUUGACGAUGACCUAGAGGGUUUUGGUUUCACUGGGAAGAAUGAAAUAAUCAAUGGCAAGGCUGCCGUCAUCGGUUUCCUCUUGUUACUGGAUUUUGAGCUCUUGACUGGUAAGGGCCUUCUAAAGGGAACUGGCUUCUUGGACUUCAUUUAUUCUGUGUCCAAUGCUCUACAGUAGAAUUUCCCCAUCCUGUCUCUGUUCUCAACUCUCUCUCCCUCCUUCCCUCUAUAUAUAUACACACUCCACCAUCCUCAUGAAAAGAAAGGACAUAUUUUAUUGGCAUGUUGCUGGCAUAUUAUAUUGUUAGUUCUUUGAAGUUGCCAUGUAUUCUAGCCAACUUUAGGUUGUGAAAAUAGAACAUGAUAUUCUGCAACUUUUGAUUCUUUUUUUUUUUUCCUAGAAAGGAUUUACUGUCUGUACUAUGUACAUUUUUUAUUCAGUAAGUGAAUGAUGUUCAACAAUGAAGUCUUUGUCUAUUCGUUGUGGUGGUUUGUCAACUAUGAUGAUCGGAUUAAGUAUUCCAUAUUAGAGGAUUCAUUUGAUCAUUGAUUUGUGAUCAUGGCUUGUUCA